Molecule: messenger RNA, 1580 nt
Organism: Nematolebias whitei (Rio pearlfish)
Lineage: Eukaryota; Metazoa; Chordata; Actinopteri; Cyprinodontiformes; Rivulidae
Gene: trib2
Product: tribbles pseudokinase 2
Exons: 3
Coding region: 500-1537 (345 amino acids)
Biological process (GO): regulation of MAP kinase activity; protein phosphorylation; positive regulation of proteasomal ubiquitin-dependent protein catabolic process
Cellular component (GO): nucleus
Molecular function (GO): mitogen-activated protein kinase kinase binding; protein kinase activity; ATP binding
Source: RefSeq, a predicted model, not a curated record
ACAAGGCCGUGCGCUGAACCUAGCUCUGAAAACUUGACGUAUUUGUUAAGCUUGCACAUUUAGUUUGCUCUCCUCGUGCCUGCGAACUGCGUCCAACGUAUUGUUUCCGUUUUACGAAACGUGUCGGACCAUUCACCGGUAAGAUAAGCUAGCGGGGUCGACUCCAUUCAUUUCCACACAAGCUAACUUUUGGUAGCCUUUGUUGCAGCUUUUUGUGUCGCCCCCUCUCCCUUCUACCUCGGCUCGGUGAACCAGUGGACUCGGACCAGCUCUGCUCGUUAUUUUACCGAAUGUUUAAAAGAAACGAGGAGGGCCAAUGAACGGGGGGGAACCGAAGCCUUUGUGCUGAACGAGAACUCGCCUGUUGACACAGCUAGCUGCAUCCUCCAACAGCAGGUUGGUGCUCCCGACAAGAGAGAACAAAAAGACUUGAGGCUUUUUUUUUUUUUUUUUUUUAUUAUUAUUUUUUUCCGCGGAGAUCCCACACUUCUUAUUCCCCAUGAACAUACAGAGGUCAAAUCCUAUCAGCAUUUCACGUUAUGGGAGAUCGCGGCACAAAUCGCACGACUUCGACGAGCUGUCUUGCUUCAGGACUACAGAGUCGAACCACAGCUUCAGCCCCAACCUCGGCUCCCCCAGCCCCCCGGAGACCCCCGACUCCUCGCACUGCAUCUCCCGCAUCGGGGACUACCUUUUGUUGGAGCCCCUGGAGGGGGACCACGUUUUCCGAGCCGCCCACCUGCACAGCGGGGACGAGCUCGUCUGCAAGGUUUUCGACAUUGGCCGCUACCAGGAGUCACUGGCGGCCUACUUCGCCUUGGGCCAGCAUCAGCACAUCAACCAGAUCCUGGAGAUCUUGCUCGGAGAGACGCGGGCCUACGUGUUCUUCGACCGGAGCUAUGGCGACAUGCACUCUUUCGUCCGCACCUGCAAGAAGCUGCGCGAGGACGAAGCCGCGAGGCUCUUCUACCAGAUAGCCUCGGCUGUGGCGCAUUGCCACGACAAUGGGCUGGUCCUCCGUGACCUCAAACUGAGGAAGUUUGUCUUCAAGAAUGAGGACAGAAGCUUCGUGAAGCUGGAGAGCCUUGAGGACUCGUAUAUCCUUGCUGGUCAUGAUGAUUCCCUCUCGGACAAACAUGGUUGCCCGGCCUACGUUAGUCCCGAGAUCCUCAACGCCAACGGCAGCUAUUCGGGCAAGGCAGCUGACGUGUGGAGCCUGGGCGUCAUGCUCUACACCAUCCUCGUGGGGCGCUACCCUUUCCACGACGUUGAGCCGGGGUCGCUGUUCAGCAAAAUCCGCAGGGGCCACUUCAACGUCCCCGAGACGCUGACGCCGAAGGCCAAGUGCUUGAUCCGUUCCAUAUUGCGUCGGGAGCCCGCGGAGCGCCUCACCUCCCGGGAGAUUCUGGAGCACCCCUGGUUCACCUCCUCCGGGGGGCUGGGGGGAUCUCAGGUGCACGGGAGAGGGGAAAGGGAGCAGGAGCAGUUGGUGCCUGAGGUGAACAUGGAAGAGGAGCUCGAGCAUUUCUUGAGCUGAGCAAAGAAAUACGAAAAAUAAAAGAAAUAAAAUAAAAAAAAAA